AUGAAAAUGAGCAAGAAGCCUGACCACAAAGCUGAACUUGCCCCACCUGGAUCAGCUAGCCAGAACCAUGAAUGGAAGCUCCCUCCUGUGCAAGCACAGACAACAAAGGGAAAAGAAAAUGCACACUCCCUACGCAGGCAUUAUCCUGUUCAGGUUCAAAGGGACUUUCUCAGCCUGACCUGCCUGCAUCUUGGCCAAACAGCCAGUGAUGAAGCAGAUACAGACACCCCUGGUGCCUUUCUUACGUCAAUGAACGAGCAAAACAAUUAUGAAGAACAGAUUGUGAAAGUGAUUUUUAUUACAGAACACUAA
This is a messenger RNA of Ilex paraguariensis (yerba mate), 312 nucleotides long. The record is from the annotation of a GenBank genome assembly. NCBI's taxonomy places the organism in Eukaryota, Viridiplantae, Streptophyta, Magnoliopsida, Aquifoliales, Aquifoliaceae.